Messenger RNA from Rotaria sordida, 2992 nucleotides. The record is from the annotation of a GenBank genome assembly. Lineage: Eukaryota; Metazoa; Rotifera; Eurotatoria; Philodinida; Philodinidae.
CUCGAAAUUCGGUGAAUCAGCCUAUCAGUAAUUUUAUGCUCAUAGGGCAAAAAUCGAGUAAAACGCUCAUAAUUCGACAAAUGAAAAUCAGAAAACUAAAGCAAAAUAGACUUAUUCAAUACUCAUCAUAACUGAUCAAGUGGUAAUAGUUGCGAGCGAAAAGCGAUUGAAUACAGUUGAGAAUUUUUCCUCGUUAGAUGUUACUUGUAACUAAGGAUAGAUAAGAUUACAAUACACAAUUUUGUCGCAUGGGGAGAGUAUGAAGAAUGUGACAUUUAAGAAUAAAAAUAGGAAUGAGGGGAAGAUGACGUUGAAAAUAUUGCAUCUCUCUAAUCAAAAUAGGUACUGAGAUUAAAGUAUGAUUAAUAGAGAUCGUUUAUUUUUUCCUUAUAGAAUCUCAAGAUAUUUAGUAUUGACUUGGUUGUUCGAAUAGAACGAAUUAAUGAAAACAUUGUCCGAAAUUUCAGCCAAAGAUGCGUAAAUUAGCCAUUUUUCGACAUAUUUCAAGUCAAAAAAUUGCUAUUUUUCACUACAUUCCAAAUUAGAAACAAAAAUGGAAGUACAUAAGACACGUGUAUGUGCAUGCAGCAGUGUCAAAGGCCUCAAAAAUGUCUACUUUACCCCUAAUGUCUGCUAAGAAUAUGCGGAACUUUACAUAUCAUAUAAAAUAUCACGUAUAUUAGUAGUUAUAGAAAAAGUAAAAAUAUGAAUACUCCAGCAGCGGACAUUUAUAUUAGUGGACUUUUCGAUUCUUUGCAAAAUGUUUCUCUCUUGGAUUGAAUGAUAUCUUUAUAAAGAUUUAUUAUGAUCUAUGGAAUGUGAAGGUAUAUAUUUCUUCAGAUGCAUCUUCAUCGAUGUGUUUUUUUUAAGCAUGUAGAGAAAUUCUUUUAUGAAUAAUAAUGAUGAUCUAUUGAAAAGAGAAAAGUCUGUUAGGUGAAAAGAAAAUUCCACUAAGAAAUAAAAAUGUAAGAUAUAUUAUCAGAGUAUGAUAGAAAUUUGGCCUUCUUUUGAUUGAUUACUAAAGUCCUUCUAUUCAUUAACGGACAGUAGAUAAAAUGAAUAUAUUCGGGAUCUUUAACAAUUCUCUCUUAGUCAUAUCGCCAAUCGCGGGUAAACUCAAUUUUUUUUUGAAAAACUUAAACAUGUUCACAAAAAAAACCUUCCAUGAGGAUUUUAUUGUCUGAAUCAAUAAUAACUCAACAGAGCAAAGGAUCUAGGUGUUGAGAUUUUCACUUUUGGUGCACUGUGUAAACUUUAAUAAAUUGUUUGUAUUUUUUUUGUUUAGUUUACACCCGAAAUGUUUUCAUCACUUUCAUCAGAUUUUGAUAAACAAAUGCAAUUAAUUGAUGAAUAUUUUUCAUUAUGGCAACGUUCAAAAUCUUCACAAUUAACAACAACAAUUAAAACAAUACUUUCGAAAUUUACUUUUGAUUCUAAACAUUUUUUAACUUAUUGGAAAACUAUUCUUGAACCUAAUAAUCAAGAAAAUAAUUCUGAUAUACAACAAAAUCGUUUAUCAAAUAAAAAAUUAAUUAUAUCAAAAACAAAUGAAUUAAUAUCAACAAAUUCAAUAAAUACAAUGAUUAAUUGGAAAAAUUUAUUACCAUCAUUAGAACUUUUACAUAAUGAUCAAUUAUUAAUUAAUAAUCGACAUAAAUUAAUUCGUCCAAUUUUUCUUAUGCUUGAAAAAUCUUUAAAUCAAACAAAUGAAUUCGAACAAAAAACAUAUAUUCAUCAAUUAUGUACAACAGCUUUACUUAAUCUUUAUACACAAUUAAAAUCAGAUGAAUGUAAUCCAGAUAUUUUUAAUAGUGAAAUUGUUAUGGAAUGUAUGAGACGUACAAAUGAUUUACAUACAACACAACAAUGUCUUAUGCUUUUAUCUAAAGGCGCACAAUUAUUUCCUGAAAAAUUAAUUAGUAUGAUUAUGGCAAUGUUUGCUUUUGUUGGUGAUCGUCUUGUACGUAAAGAUGAUUUAUAUAGUUAUCAAGUUAUGGAAAAAACAAUAAAAACUGUUAUACCAUCUUUAUAUAAAGAAAAAAAUCUUGAACAACGUCGACCAAUACUUGCUAAAAUUACUCAUGUUUUUGUUACAUCAUUAGCACAUUUACCAGUACAUCGUCGUCAAGAUAUAUUUCGUAUGCUUAUGGAAUCAAUUGGUCAAGAUGAAUGUCUUUGGUUUGCACCAAUACAAUUAUUUGAUUCAGUUCUUUUAUCACCAAUAAAUAGAAAAAAUGAAGAAACAUUAAAAAAAUCUUUAAUCGAUGCUAAUGAACAAAUGUUGAAUAGUUUUAAUCAAUUUUCAUCAGCAACUAUACUUAUUAGUCUUACACGUAUAUUAAAUGUUCUAUUAAAUCUACCUGAUCAAAUAACAAAAAAUCAAUCUACUCCAUCAACAUAUUCACAUUUAAUUGAUUUACGUUUAUAUACAACAAAACAUAUUCAUGUAUUUAAAUAUCAAUUAUUAGCAUUUGUUAAUAACAUUCUUUCUGCUGAUUUUUUUAUUAAAAUGAUUAAAAAUGGUCUACAUCAAGAAAAUGAACUCAAUUAUUUAAAUGAAUUAAUUCAAACAAUUCUUCAUUGUUUAUUAUGGGGUAAUAAAUUAUCUGAAGAUGAUAUUGAUAUAAGUCGUUAUAAUAAAUCAAUAUUAAAUAAAAUUUAUGAUUGUUUAAAUAAAACUAUUGCAUUAUUAAAUGGUUCAAUGUUUGUUAAUAUUAUAUCAAAUUUACUUCAACAACAACAAACAAAUGAAAAAUUACAAAGAAAAACUUUAGAAAUAUUAAAUAUACGUCUCAAAGAUGAAUUUACAACAGAAAAUGAAAUUGUAUUGUUUUUACCACAUAUGGAUAAUUUAUUAUCAAUUGUUAAUAAAUAUUCAACACAUGAACAAGAACAAACAGCACAAACAGCUUUAUUUUCAAUUAAAUUAUUAGCUAAACGUUUAGCUGAAAAACAUCCAACAGAAUUUUUAUCAGUAAGUUUAUAUUUUUAA